CGAAACUGUGGUUGGAAACGUUGACGAAGACAUUAUUUCCAUGCCGAGCUCUACCGAUCGAUCCGAUUUUUCUAUUUUGAAGCGCACGAGAUGCAGUUGUGUCUUUUUUAGCCUUUAAAGACUGCGUAGAUACAGCUCUCAGAUUCGAUUUCAUCUUCACGACCUUCCCCCGCAGAGCAACACUAAUUCCUCUAUCGUUUGCAUCUUGCAUUCGAUUAGGGUCCUUUUUCAAUCCAAUUUUCAGGUCAAAAUCUGGAGUAUCACACCGCCACGCGUGUACUACUCCAGUAAAUCAUUUUCAGUUGUUGUACUACACAAAAAAUCUAACGACAAGACAAAUCUAACGACAAGAUGACUCCCCUCAUCGACGGGCUCAUCGUGGCCCCGUGCCUUUUGGGCCUGGGCUGGGCCGCGAAGGAGUGCGUUUUUCUCCGGAACGUGAAGAUGAACGGGCACAAUAUCAAAUGCAAAAAUGUCUGGGUCUGGAAGAUUGCAACUUGUCAUGCUUUUUGUGGACUCUAAAAGAAUUUGUAUUGCAUGACCAGCGAGAGGGGUGCAAUUUGUGCUACACGGACAGGCCACUUCUCAUGCGGAAGGUGCAUCAGGAAGCCCUCUGAAAGUCUGCGAUGCUAGGUGAUGCAUUACAGGCAUCAUGGGUCAUGAGAAAUAUGCAUGACAAACAUGCACUCUUCCAGACCCAGACGUUGUUACGUUUGAUACACAAGGACAAACUCCUAAAAUCCGAUCAGCUGGGUGAGGACACCCAGAAGAUUCUCUCCGUCAUGACCGUAUCAACUGUAAAAAUGUCUGGGUCUGGAAGAUUGCCGGCUUUGUCAUGCACAUUUUGCAUGACUCCUCAAGUCUGUGAUGCAUGCCCUAGCAUCACAGGUUUUUAGAGGGCUUCCUGAUGCCUAUUCCGCAUGACAAAUGCUCUUUCCGUACUGCAAAAUUUGGAUUCUCUUUGCUGCUCAUGCAAUACAGAUUUUUUUAGAAUCCAAAAUCAGCAUGACAAGUUGGAUUCUUCCAGACCCAUACAUUUUUACAUUUGAUAGACCGAGAUCGGCGGCUACAUCGCGGAGGGCGCGAACGCGUUUUUGAUGAAGGAAUAUCAGUACAUGGCGGUCUACGUGAUCCUCUUCUCCUGCAUCCUGACCCAGGUGAACUACGGAACGGUGGUCGCCUUCAUCGUCGGGUCCAUCACCUCCAUCCUCUCCGGUUACAUCGGUAUGAAAAUCGCCGUGUACACGAACGUCAGGACCGCGCACGAGUGCUGGAAGGAUUUGUCAUCUGGGUACGACGUCGCCAUCCGCGGCGGGUGCGUCAUGGGGCUGAGCUUGGUCUCUCUGGGAGUGCUGGCUCUGUACGCUUUGAUUCAGGUCUACACGUCCGCGUCGGAUCCCUUCGGCUUCGCCGGCGACAAGAGCGCAAUCUUCGACGCGAUUGCUGGGUUUGGACUGGGUAUACUUGCGUUGUAAGUAGGUGUCUUGUUCUUAUUCUUGUAGGUUGAAUGUCAUAAGCGCAUGCUGGGGUCGUACUGGCUCGUUGACGGAAUGGUGAACAAAUCUUAGUGAGUUUCUGAGGGGCACGCUCGUUGUGCGUGCUCUGUGAAAGACUCGAAAGAAAGUGACAUGAAGCUGACUGUUGCACAUCGCGUAUUUUUGCCCGUGGUUGAAAUGAGGAACAAAUCUUGGUGAGUUUCUGAGUAGCACGUGCGUCGUGCUUCUUGUGAAAGACACAAAAGAAUCCCGUACGUAGACUGACAUUAUUUGCACACGGUUUUGUAGACUAUGCUUCCUGCACACCCUGCAAGCGGUGAUGGUUCUCCGAAGUUGGAUUGUGGAUAGCCCGUGAAGGCCCUUAAUUGCUGAAGGCUGUAUAGGUGCUGCGCAUGAUGACCCAAAAGCUACUUGGUUCGAAGAUGCACGCUUGCCGUGCCUCUGUGAUGAAGAACUGCACGAAUUCGGUCUGAGACUGUUUUCUUUAGGUCGUGUAGUGAGAUCUUGAUCUGCCAUUGGUACUUCACCUCAUACAUCACACUCGGGAGCCGACUGAAGACGCGCACACCAAUCCAAUAUUUGGUGUGAGGUGAUCUCUCCGUCCCAGUAGGCAAGAGCCGCUUCUUAGUUGCCCCAUGAGGUUGCAAAGCUCGUCUUCGUGAGGAAAAAAUAGCUUCCUGACUUGGCCUCCCAGGUCGUCAGUGAUGCAAGGAGAACUCAAACGAUAAACACACAUCUGACAGAAGCGGUUUCAAAUACAGGCGCAGCUGCAAAUAACAGGCCCCCUAGCUUGUCAAACCACUCCUUUUUAAUCACUAUCUAUGCAAAAACUCUCAGGUGGUUCCUCCAUCGCACUCUUCGGUCGUGUUGGUGGCGGUAUCUACACCAAGGCUGCAGAUGUCGGUGCGGAUCUUUCCGGAAAGAACGACUACGGGCUCGAUGAGGACGAUCCGCGCAACCCGGCGUGUAUCGCCGACAACGUGGGAGAUAAUGUUGGGGACGUGGCCGGUAUGGGCGCAGAUCUGUUCGGUUCCUUCGCGGAGGCGACGUGUGCGGCUCUUGUGGUCGGGGCGAGUAGUGGCGCGUUUGCGAAUGGCAUCGCCAACAACUGGUCCGCCAUGAUGUUCCCGGUAUAGGAUUUUGUUUUGCGGAUUCUGCAUUACAAAAGCAUCAUGUUAGCUGGUAAUUCCAUCACAAGUUUUGCUCCUGUCGUGAUGCAGAAUUGAAAGCAGCAUAGGCAGCCUAUCUGCUGAUGCCGAUAGCAAUUCACCCUCCAAUUGAGCUGAAAAAUGCCUUUUGAUUGUGGAAUGCGAAUCGAUACUGUAAAUGUAAUCAUAAAAACGCAUUUCGCCUAUUUUCGGGGUUCUCGUGAUGUAAAAUCCUUGACGCUUUUUUCUUCCGAUAUUCGCAGGUUGGUCUGCAAAUGUUGUUGAAAAAACAAAAAUUUACUGACCCAAUUAUAAUGUCAAGAACGGUUGAAAAGCUUUUCUUCGUAGUUGCCACAAGAAACGUCGGACGGCCUCUGAGUAUACCAUAUCAACCUCCAUCAAAACUAUCUCAGGUUCUCCUUUCCUCCACCGGUAUCCUGGUCGGUAUCAUCACUCUGUGCGUUGUCAACCAAUUUUACCCGGUCCGCGAACUCCCCGACAUUGAGAAGGCGCUGAAGGGUGUUCUCGUCAUCUCCACCUUCCUGGAGAUCCCCGUCAUUCUCAUCCUCGCCAAGGUCUGCCUGCCCGACGGAACCUUCGACUUGGCCGCAAACGCACGUGGUGUCACGUGGCUCGGCGCCGCUGUCCCGUGUUAUCCUGUGCAAAAGUAUCGUGGUCGUAGUAAUCGCAUUUAUGCAUGACAAAUCUCUUUUUCAAGGGAAAUCAGCAUGAGAAAUUCCAUUUGUCAUGCAUCGCAAAUUUGUAAUGCGAUUACUACUAGUGUGCGAUGCUUUUACAAUUCAUACGUGCGUGUUGGGCGCGAUCAGCGGAUUGAUCAUCGGUAUAGAAUACAUUUGUGGGCGCGAUCAGCGGAUUGAUCAUUUGUGGGGCGAAAUGGGCCUUAGCGCUAGUGUUGGCACCUGAAAAUUUCUGUUGCACAUGAUGAAAAACUCAAAUCAAGGUUUCGUCACGGAAUACUACACUUCCCACUCUUACCGCCCGGUCCGCGAGAUCUCCGAAACCCAACGCGUCUCCGCCGCCACCGGUAUCAUCUACGGCCUCGCCCUCGGGUACCUGUCCUGCGUUAUCCCGGUUGCCUGCCUGGGUUUGA
Molecule: messenger RNA, 3755 nt
Organism: Amoebophrya sp. A120
Lineage: Eukaryota; Dinophyceae; Syndiniales; Amoebophryaceae
Source: the annotation of a GenBank genome assembly